This is a messenger RNA of Chionomys nivalis (European snow vole), 3875 nucleotides long. RefSeq names its product interleukin 7 receptor (gene Il7r). Gene Ontology annotation, biological process: hemopoiesis; cytokine-mediated signaling pathway; positive regulation of receptor signaling pathway via JAK-STAT. Gene Ontology annotation, cellular component: external side of plasma membrane; membrane. The transcript is spliced from 8 exons. NCBI's taxonomy places the organism in Eukaryota, Metazoa, Chordata, Mammalia, Rodentia, Cricetidae. Bases 162 to 1550 code for a protein of 462 amino acids. The record is from RefSeq and is a predicted model, not a curated record. Gene Ontology annotation, molecular function: protein binding; cytokine receptor activity.
AGCAGCAAUCCUUUUGCUCAGACUUCCUGUUUCUGGCACUUGCCUUCUGUAAUGUGUUCAUAGUUCCCCGUCUGUGGUUAAGUAGGCACAGAGCUCGUUUAGUCUCGCCCUCUCUCAUUCAUUUGCACACACAAGCGUGCUUCUCUCUUCUCUCUCCCAGAAUGAUGGUUCUGGGUAAAACUUUUGCGACAGUUUUCUGUUUAUUUCAAGCUGUUUCGGGAGAAAGUGGCAAUGCACAGAACGGAGACGUAGAAGAUGCAGAAGCUGACGAAUACUCCUUCUGGUGCUACAGCCAGUUGGAAGUGGAUGGAAGCCAGCAUUCUCUGACUUGUGCUUUUGAUGACCCAGACAUCAACAGCACCAACCUGGAACUACAGAUAUGCGGGGCUCUUUUACAGAUGGAUUGCCUAACUCUUAAUAAGCUGCAAGAUAAAUAUUUCAUAAAGACAAAAGGAUUCCUACUGAUUGGAGGGAGCAAUAUAUGUGUGAAGCUUGGAAAAAGGAAUUUAUUUUGCAAAGAUAUGGACAUAGCCAUGAUAGUUAAACCUGAAGCCCCUUUUGGCCUAGAAGUAGUUUAUCGAAAAGAAGCAAGCGACUUUUUGGUGACCUUUAAUACAUCUCACUCAAACAAGAAGUAUGUAAAACAGUUAAUGCAUGACAUGGCCUACCGCCCAGAAAAGGGUGAAAAUAACUGGACGCAUGUCAAUUUAUUGAAUACAAGAACAACAAUCCUAGAGCGAAAGCUACGACCUAAAACCGUGUAUGAAAUCAAAGUCCGAUCCAUCCCCAAUACCAGAUACUUCAAAGGCUUCUGGAGUGACUGGAGUCCAAGUUCUACCUUCAAAACUCCAGAGCCUGGGAAUCCAGGGCGAUGGGAUCCUGUUUUGCCAAGUAUCAGCAUUCUGAGUUUUUUCUCUGUGGUUUUGUUGGUCAUCUUAGCCUGUGUACUAUGGAAAAAAAGGAUUAAACCUAUCGUAUGGCCCAGUCUCCCUGAUCAUAAGAAAACUCUGGAACAACUAUGUAAGAAACCAAAAAAGAAUUUGAAUGUGAGUUUCAAUCCUGAAAGUUUUCUGGACUGCCAGAUUCAUGAGGUGAAUGGCAUUCAAUCCAGAGAUGAAGUAGAAACCUUUCUGCAAAGUGGCAAUAAUCCUCCACAGCCUCAUUCUCCCCCUGAGGAGCUGGAGAAGCAGGGUCAUGGAGCAGCUGUGCAGAGCCCAAACCGGCUGUUGGAGAUUUCAGUCAGCACACCAGAAACUUUCAGAAGAGAGUCACCCCCAAGACUCCUGGAGAGAAAUCUGAGUACAUGCAACAUUCCUCCCUUCCUUUCCUCUCUGUCCCCUGACUACAGAGAUGGUGACAGGAAUGGGCCUCCUGUGUACCAAGACUUGCUGACAAGCCCUGGGAACACAAAUGGCACCCUCCCUCAGGCAUUUCCUCUCCAGCCAGGAAUCCUGAUGCCAGUUUCUCAGAGACAGCCCAUCCCCACUUCCUCAGUGCUGAAUCAAGAAGAAGCAUAUGUCACCAUGUCUAGUUUUUACCAAAACAAAUGAAUUAUGAGAAACCGGAGACCCUUCCAUCACAAACAGAAUGAUCACUGGGAUGAAAAGCCUAGCAUGCCUGUCCCUCAUAGUUCACAGAAGAUAAAGUCAUCGUGACCUUGCUGCACAUCAUCAACAUUCUGAGAGGUCAUUUUGAUCUCCUAGCUCAGGAGCAUUUGCAUAAAACAGGAAGAAGAUGUUUCUGCCUUGUUGGUUAAGUACUAAGAGUUCAGGUUGCCCAAUUAAAAAAUAGGAACAAAACUCAAAUGACGAUUAAGGGGAAGAUAGAAGGAUGUAAUGAAUGCAGGAAGAGAGAAUAAUAUGGCAAUGUGGAUUCAUCCAUUAUAAUUGAUAAACUCUUUGCCAUAGAUACUCCAUACACUACAGUUGCCGUCACUGAUCCCCAUUUGCUGGCUUCUUAGCUACUUGGUCAAAAUCCUGCUUCCUUAAAACAUAGAGUGUUAAUGGGCAUCUCGAGCCUUUUCUUUUCCUUUUUAUGCUGCCUGCACUACCAGAGUGUUCUAGUGUUCUCUGUUGUUCAGCCCAGAAUCAUGCACAGCCUUUUAGUUCUUUGAGGUGGGAGUUCAUUUUUUCCUAAAUACCAUUCUCUAAACAUGGAAUUCUGAAGCUAUAGUAACGGAGGGAAACACUGGUCUCAGUGCAAGGCACACUCGCAGCUACGUUUAUGUUUGGUUGUCUUUUCUUUGUAUAUUAUAAACAUUUAUUUAACUUGUUGCAGUUGGACGUGAGUUUCUGAAAUGUAUGCUCAACAAUAAUCAUUAAAGUGUUUGCUGCGUAAAUAAAUAAGUAAUAAAUAAAUAUUUUAAGUAAUUGUGUAAGCUUUCCUUUCUCCAGGAGGUGAGACAUGUGUUCUAACUUCAGCCGUCCCUUGCCAUGAACCUAUGCUAGUCUUUCAUGCCAAACAUCACCACUAAGUGGGUGAUUAAAUAGUAAUUAUCCAAACUGUGCCACUCUGGAAAGGGAAAGUCAGAGACAAUUAACAGCAAGCAUAAACUGGGUCUGUCUCAGAAAGAUGUGGAUGUGUGGUCACUUUAAUCAAAGUGGCUACGAAGAAGAAAGUGCUGGACAAAAUGUAUUUAUGGGUAUGAAGUGCCAUGACCAUGUAUCAAAGGAAGUCGGAAAAAAAAAAAAACACCAAGCUCAUUUGAUUUUGUUUGUUUUUUAAAACCAACCAUAGAAGUAAACAGUUAGAAGCCAAGAAAUUCCAGAGUCAGUUAUCAAGACCAUGAUCCUCCUGCUGCUACCAUCCACCUGCCUCCAUAUGGGAGCAUAGAAGGAGCUGAUGAGAGUCUGCAAGAGUGUGACAUUUAACCCAUGAGCAGAGGAAUAGCCCUCCUAUGUGUGUAGACGCCAUGACAAAUUACCCCAGGUUCUACACCCUUGGAUGCUGCCCGAACUACAGGGAAGAGGGAAUGUGAACACUUCAAUGUGUGUUCCAGCUGAGACUAUACUCAUGAAAACACAAAGAAGAUAGGUAAGCUGCUCAAACUGAAAUGUUAACUCAUGAUUGCCAGCCAAAACUCUGUAUCCCUGGUAUAUAUGGCCAAUCUCCUGAAGAAAAUAAGAAGUAACUGAAGGACACCAUUGAGCUCCUUAGCACUAAAAUCCUCUGUUUCAGUGUUGACACUGGUCAUUUGAAUUUGGUGUGUCUGACUGGUCAUGUAUUAAAUCCAUGUAUUAUAUUCACAUCACCACAACUGCUGCUAGUGCUUAAAUAUGUAUUCAGGAACAGCGUGUAACGUGACAUUAUGGAUUGGUUCUGCCAGUUUCCCUCUUGCAUUUCAUACUGGAAAAUCAAAACUUUUGGUCAGAGAUAAUAUGCAAAACAGAGAUGCCAACUGCUACUUCCAAGUAAUGUGAAAUAAAAACGAUAAAAACAAAUAAUGAGAAACAGGCAUCCAGUUUGAUCAAUCAGCUACACCUGGGUCCAGGGACUCUCCAAUUAGUCAGUUAAUAUUCUACAAGCCUUUGCUUCUCUCUUCAUUGAGGCAUCCAUGGGAAUUUGUGCCUUCAAAUCCAAGCAUGGGCUAUUUCAGGUGUGCAUGCUUGUGUUUGGGUUUUUUUUUUUUUUUGUAGCUAUGAUUUGGAACUGUCAAAAAUCUUAAGAAUAUGUAGAAAGGAACCCAGAAUUGAUACAACUCAGGUGACAUAUUUUGUGAUCUCAGCAGUUUUCCUUUGGUGUUCUCUGAAACAUCCAGCAUCCACUACAGUAAAGUUGUCUGAGUUGACUCUGUUUCUCAAAUGCAUUAUUAGUAACCUGUAGAGCUGCUACAUAAAAAAAAAAAUGUAUGGUGUGUAUUAUCAUUUCACGUUUCA